This is a messenger RNA of Peromyscus leucopus (white-footed mouse), 2133 nucleotides long. RefSeq names its product zinc finger protein 431-like. The transcript is spliced from 4 exons. The record is from RefSeq and is a predicted model, not a curated record. Gene Ontology annotation, biological process: regulation of DNA-templated transcription. Lineage: Eukaryota; Metazoa; Chordata; Mammalia; Rodentia; Cricetidae. Gene Ontology annotation, molecular function: DNA-binding transcription factor activity, RNA polymerase II-specific; RNA polymerase II cis-regulatory region sequence-specific DNA binding. The coding region runs from base 92 to 1498 and encodes 468 amino acids.
GCUUCAGGCUUUGCUUUGAAGAGGAGCUGGCGGGAGAGGUCUUGUGUGCUGUGCUGUGAGUGCUGCUGCUGCGGGGAGCUGAGAGGAGAGCAUGGGAAACCGUGACCAGAAUACAGUGACCUAUGAUGAUGUACAUGUUGACUUCACUUGGGAAGAGUGGACUUUGCUGGAUCCAUCUCAGAAGACUCUAUAUAAAGAUGUGAUGCUGGAGACCUACAGUAACCUCACUGCUAUAGGAUACAGUUGGGAAGACCAUACUAUUGAAAAACACCAUCAAAGUACUACAAGACAUAAAAGACAUGAAAGAAGCCAUAUUGGAGAGGAACCUUCUGUACAUACUCAAUAUAGUAAAGUCUUUGCAUAUGACAGUCAUCUUCAAAGGCACGGAAGAACACAUACAGGAGAGAAACCCUAUGAAUGUAAUCAGUGUGGUAAAGCCUUUGCAUCUCACAGAAAUCUGAGAUUACAUACAAGAACACAUACUGGAGAGAAACCCUAUGAAUGUAAUGAAUGUUGUAAAGCCUUUGGACAAAAGCGUCUUCUUCAAAGACAUAAAAGAACACAUACUGGAGAGAAACCCUAUGAAUGUAAUCAAUGUGGUAAAGCCUUUGGACAAAAAGAGUAUCUUAAAAUGCAUAAAAGGACGCAUACUGGAGAGAAACCCUAUGAAUGUAAUCUGUGUGGUAAAGCCUUUAGACAGCAGGGUUCUCUUCAAAUGCAUAAAAGAACACAUACUGGAGAGAAACCCUAUGAAUGUAAUGAAUGUGGUAAAGCCUUUGGACAAAAGUGUCUUCUUCAAAAACAUAAAAGAACACAUACAGAAGAGAAACAUUAUGAAUGUAAUCAGUGUGGUAAAGCCUUUGGACAAAAGAGUCAUUUUCAAAAACACAAAAGAAAACAUACUGGAGAAAAACCUUAUGAAUGUAAUCAAUGUGGUAAAGCAUUCUCUACACAGAAAAGUCUCCAAUUACAUAGGAGAACCCAUACUGGUGAGAAACCCUAUGAAUGUAAUGUGUGUGGUAAAGCCUUUACACAAAAGGGUUAUCUUCAAAUUCAUAAAAGAACCCAUACUGGAGAGAAACCCUAUGAAUGUAAUCUGUGUGGUAAAGCCUUUACACAACAGGGUUCUCUUCAAAUGCAUAAAAGAACACAUACUGGAGAGAAACCCUAUGAAUGUAAUCAGUGUGGUAAAGCCUUUGGACAAAAGAGUCAUCUUCAAAAACAUAAACGUACACAUACUGAGGAGAAACCCUAUGAAUGUAAUCAAUGUGGUAAAGCUUUUGGACAACAGGCUUAUCUUCAAAUGCAUGAAAGAACACAUACUGGAGAGAAACCCUAUGAAUGUAAUGAAUGUGGUAAAGCCUUUGGACAAAAACGUCUUCUUCAAAGACAUAAAAAAACACAUACUGGAGAGAAACCCUAUGAAUGUAACCAAUGUGGUAAAGCCUUUGGACAAAAAGUGUAUCUUAAAAUGCAUAAAAGAACACAUACUGGAUAGAAACAUUAUGAAUGUAAUCAAUGUGGUAAAGCAUUCUCUACACAGAAGUCUCCAAUUACAUAGAAGAACCCAUACUGGAGAGAAACCCUAUGAAUGUAAUCAGCGUGGUAAAAUCUUUGCAUUGCCCAAUAAUUUCCAAUUGCAUAAAAAGUCACUUACUGGAGAGAAACCUUACGAAUGUAAUCAAUGUGGUAAAGCCUUUGUAUUGCAUAGUAGUCUCCAGCCACAUAGAAGAACACAUUCUGGUGAGAAACCCUAUAACUGUAAUCAAUGUAGUAAAGCAUUCUCUGCAGAGAAAGUUCUCAAAUUACACAGGAGAACCCAUAGUGGAGAGAAAUCCUAUGAAUGUAAUCAAUGUGGUAAAACCUUUAUGCAACAGUGUAAUCCUCAGACACAUAAAACAUACUGGAGAGAAACCCUAUGAAUGUAGUCAAUGUGGUAAAGCUUCUCUAGACACAAUAAUCUCCAAGCACAUAGAAGAACACAUACUGGAGAGAAACUAUAUGAAUGUAAUCAAUGUGGUUAAGUCUUUGUAUAACAGGGUGGUCUUUAAAUUCAUAAAAGAGCUCAUACUGGAGAGAAACCCUAUGAAUGUAAUCAGUGUGGCAAAGCCUUCUCCAAACAGAGUAAGCCCC